Molecule: messenger RNA, 5184 nt
Organism: Drosophila melanogaster (fruit fly)
Lineage: Eukaryota; Metazoa; Arthropoda; Insecta; Diptera; Drosophilidae
Gene: ss
Product: spineless
Exons: 8
Coding region: 738-3392 (884 amino acids)
Biological process (GO): regulation of DNA-templated transcription; intracellular receptor signaling pathway; response to xenobiotic stimulus
Cellular component (GO): nucleus
Molecular function (GO): protein dimerization activity
Source: RefSeq, marked reviewed
GUUGGAAUCUCAAAGCGUUUACGUGGCCGCAGCGCAGCAGAGUCACGUUUGAAAGAGUGCGAGUGAGAGAUAGCGACUUAGAGCACCGCGCCGAGUGCGAGUGAGAGAGCGCGCUCCAUCGCCUUUGUGCCUCGUUUCAAAUGCCCGUUUGUCCGUUUUUUUGGCACUGUUGUUCAUUCAUUCACUCGCUUCUGGCGCUCGCGUGCAGUUGCAGUCGCUGCUCCCUCCUAACGGUUGUUUCGCCGUCGCCAGAAUCCCGCUAAAAGGUGCGUGCGUGUUUGUGUGUGCCUCUAACCAACUGAAACUACAGUGCAAUAUACACAAAAAAAUAAAAAACAAAAACAAAAGGAGCGCGAGAAAUGAAAAAGCAAACAAAAUGUAAGCGUGAUGAUAAUUAAAAAUAAAUACAAAGAAGAAAAAAACGAAAUUUACGCGUGGCUACAACUCCGAAACCGAAAACCGCAGCAGGAUCUCAGCGGAUCUGAUCGCACUCAGCUCCUGGCUGUGUCUGUGUGCGAGUCCGUGUGUGUGAGAGUGUGUACCCAGAGCAAGCCAAAUCAAUAAAUAAAAACCAAUUACAAAAGGAAAAAAAGCGAAAUAAGAAAGCCACGACGAGGAAACAACCUGUACGACAGACGAGCAGAAGGCAGCAGAAGACAACAACGAAAUAUUGAUACGAAAAAUAAUAAGAGUUAAAAUCAUUCACGACGGCGACCAUAACGAACUCCGCCCUAGCAAUGAGCCAGCUGGGCACCGUCUACGCCACCAAGCGAAGGCGACGCAACGGCAAGAGCCUGAAGCCGCCGCCCAAGGAUGGCGUCACAAAGAGCAAUCCAUCAAAGCGGCAUCGGGAGCGCCUCAACGCCGAGCUGGAUCUGCUGGCCUCGCUGCUCCCCUUCGAGCAGAACAUCUUGAGCAAACUGGAUCGACUGAGCAUUCUAAGGCUGUCUGUUAGUUAUUUAAGAACCAAAAGUUAUUUUCAAGUUGUUAUGCAUAAGGAUAAGGAGGAUAACGGAGUCCUGCCCCACAUACACGCACAUGACGGCUACAGGACACGAGAACUAGGCGCCUUCGAGCACGGCCUGUUGGAUGGUGAUAUGUUCCUCCAGGCCCUAAAUGGAUUUCUAAUGAUACUGACAUGCGAAGGCGAAGUCUUCUUUGCCACGCACAGCAUCGAGAGCUAUUUGGGUUUUCAUCAGUCGGACAUCGUCCACCAGUCGGUGUACGAACUGGUGCACUCGGAGGACCGCGAGGAGCUGCAGCGCCAGCUGCUGUGGAACAGUUUCCUGCCCGCCGACAUGUCCAGCAUGCAGCUGGCGGAGACCCUGGCGCCGGACAAGGCGCUCUACCUGGAGCGCAGCUUCACCGUCCGCUUCCGCUGCCUGCUGGACAACACGAGCGGCUUCCUGCGCCUGGACAUCCGUGGCCGCAUCAAGGUCCUGCAUGGCCAGAACCGCAAGACGGAGGAGCCACCGCUGGCCCUCUUUGCCUACUGCACGCCCUUCGGGCCGCCCAGCCUGCUGGAAAUCCCGCACAAGGAGAACAUGUUCAAGUCCAAGCACAAGCUGGACUUCUCCCUGGUAUCAAUGGACCAGCGCGGCAAGCACAUCCUGGGCUACGCGGACGCCGAGCUGGUCAACAUGGGCGGCUACGAUCUGGUGCACUACGAUGACCUUGCCUAUGUGGCCAGCGCCCAUCAGGAGCUUUUGAAGACGGGUGCCUCUGGCAUGAUCGCCUACCGUUACCAAAAGAAGGAUGGCGAGUGGCAAUGGCUGCAGACGAGCUCGCGCCUGGUCUACAAGAACUCCAAGCCGGACUUUGUGAUCUGUACGCACCGCCAGCUGAUGGACGAGGAGGGCCACGAUCUGCUGGGCAAGCGCACCAUGGACUUUAAGGUCAGCUACCUGGACACGGGACUGGCGUCCACCUACUUCUCCGAGGCGGACCAGCUGGUAGUGCCUCCGAGCACCUCCCCCACGGCCCACGCUCUGCCGCCGCCGGUGACGCCAACGCGUCCAAAUCGCCGCUACAAGACGCAGUUGCGCGACUUCCUUUCCACUUGUCGCAGCAAACGCAAGCUCCAGCAGCAGAACCAACCACAGACGCAGCAAACCUCACCACUUGGUGGCCAGGUGGGAUCCCCUGCUCCGGCUGUAGCCGUGGAGUACUUGCCCGAUCCGGCAGCUGCAGUGGCCGCUGCCUACUCCAACCUAAAUCCCAUGUACACAACCUCGCCGUAUGCCAGUGCCGCGGACAAUCUAUACAUGGGUAGCUCCAUGCCGGCCAACGCCUUCUACCCAGUCAGCGAGAACCUCUUCCAUCAGUACCGGCUGCAGGGCGCCGUCGGUGGCUACUACACGGAUUAUCCCCACUCCGGCGCUCCAGCCUCAGCUUACGUAGCUAAUGGAUUUCUCUCUUACGACGGAUACGCCAUUGCUUCCAAAGCGGACGAAAAGUGGCAAGAGACUGGAAAGUACUACAGUGGCUACAGCAGUGGCUAUGGAAGUCCAACAUCUACGCCACAGGUACGAAAACAAAUUCCUCUGAAGACGCCGAAAUCUUCACCCCAGGUGAUGGAGGUGAUAUCUUGCUCCUCGGACGGUCCAUCACCUGUGGGCGGAGCCACGCCCAACGGAGUCGGAAGCGUUACCCCCAAAGUUGAGUUGGCCGGAACAACGGCGGCAGCAGCAGCGGGUCAAGAUCCCUACGAGCGUCAAACGGUGCUGAUGUGGGGCACCACGCACUCGAGUGGGGUACCGCUAAAUAGUCAUGGCGGUCGAACUGGAGCCGGAAACCCUGCCUCACCACAGCGAUCCACUCCUCUUGGCAACGGAUUGGGCUACGCAAGCGCCAAUAAUAACAACAACGAUCUUGAACCUGCCACGGCUGCCAAGUGGAACGGAACAAAGGAGCUGCCGGGCAAGUCGGGCAGUGCCAGUACGCCGGAGAGCUACCAGAUGCAGCAUGAUGAUUCCGGCCUUUACUCCGCCUCUUCGCACACAACCUCUCCGCAGCAGCAACAACAGCAGCAGCUCCAACAAUCACAGCGAGGAGUUGGUUCCAAUGUUAGCGCUCCCAGCAGCUCACUCACUAGCACGGGCACAGAUCAGCAGGCGGUGCACCCAUCCAGUUGCCAUCAACAACAGCAGCAGCAGCAGCAACAACACCAUCACGCCCACCCGCAUCCGCACUCGCAUCAUCACCACCAUCAUCACCAUCACCAUGAGACGGCGCAUCAGCACAGCAGCGAGGUAUGGACGCCCGCCUCCUACACGCAGUACUCGCAGUACUUCACGUACCAUCAUCCGCAUCCGCACCCACACCAUCCGUCGGCUGGCGGCGGUGGCCAUGUUCCGGCCCAGUCGCAUCACCUGCACCACGGCCACCGCUAGAAGACGAAUAGAUUGCACCAGUAAUGAAGCACCCGCACUCUCUGUACUCACCCACAACCACUCACCUUCUUCUGAAACCAAUAGAAACCCACUUCAGUGCACCCAAGUGUGCUCUCUCGCCUGACUACUAACCAUAACGAUCCUCCCUAGAUCAUUCUCACCACCCAUCAUCAGCAACAGUCGCAGCAGCAGCAGCAAUCGCUCGCUGGCUACCCGCUGCACCACCAGCUGGUGGGAGUUGGAUCAGGAUCACCGCCGCCGCAGCCGCCAGUCGCAUUGUCCCGCUCGCCCACGACCUUGCCGGCGGUCAGCAGCUUGCUGAAUGGAUCGGCUUCAGCAGGAGGAGCAUCGGAUAUUCCAUACCAGCAAUUGGCCAUUGUGUCCGCUCCUCUGGUGAUUUGCGCCGAGGAGGUGGGUGGAGGCGUCAGCAGCAUUGGCCGCAAGUCAUCCAAGCAGCAACAGUCCCUGCAACACCUGCAGCAGCAACAGUCACUGCAACAGCAGCAACAUGCAAUUUAUCAGCAGCAACAUCACCACUCGCAGCAUCAUCCGCAUCAUCAGCUGCUCUAUCCGGCGAACAUUACGGCGCACACCGCGCUGGCUUAUGCCCCGCCCACGGCCGGAGGCGCAUAUGCCGAUGGCAGUCCGCUGCUCUCCUUCUCCGAGGUGACCAACACGCUACUGAACCAGUGAAUGUGCAGGGAGGAGGCGGGGAAGGGAACCGUUCAACAGUUUUGCCAAAAUGUGGACUAUGACUAUCGUAUCUUCCAUAAUCUGAACCAGCAACGAAUGGAUAUAGCCAGCGCACGCCAUUCGUCCACCCACUCCUUGGUUGAUUCUCAGAAAACUGCAGCAGCCGCAGCAGAAAUAAUUUCUAUUUAUUUUACUGUGAUAAUUUAUAGAUACAUUGUAUUGUAUGUGAAACUAGGUUUGCCCGUCAACAAAAAAUCCAAAACAGCCGUAUCCAAUCUUCCAGGGAAUCGGGUAUGGGUACUGCAACCUUAAUCAGCACAAAGUUACGAAGCCAAUCCCCGUUGAUCCCAAGCAAUCAUGAUGGGUAGAUGGCGGUUAGCAUCGACAUUUAAUUUCAGUUGUAGAUACAACCAAAGAUUUCUCUAACUUAUACUUAUCGUUUUAGCAUAAUACGAUCCAUCCAAUUGGCUUCGGUUUGUAGCGCCAAACUUUAGUUACAUUUUAGUUACACUCGUGAUCGGAGUGAGAAAUAAAUGCCUAAACAGUUGCGAUUAAGAGUGCUUAAGUAGCAUUUAAGUGAAUAACAGAUGCUUGUAUCCAUAUUUAAUUGAACUUUAGACGUAACGAGUAUUGCAAGAUAAAGUAAUUUUCAUGAUUCCUAUCGUUUAGCAAGUAACUAAAUUAAUCCGUAAGCGGAUAUACCCGCAUACAUAUAUUGUAUUGUAUGUUUAAAGUUUUCUUGGAAUUUCUAGUCGCCCGCAUAAAAACAUUUACUUAUAAACUAAAAAAAUACAAGAGAUACCAAUUGAUGGUAGAUUUAUGUAUAAUAUUUUGCAAUUCGGCAGGCAUUACUGUAGGUAGUCUGUACUACCGACUAUUGGUAACCAGCAAUGUAUGAGCUAUCCAACAUUACAGCUUAAGCAUUGAUGAUUGAUCAUGUAUUCAAAAACAUAUAUUUAAAUUGUAGAUAAUCUGUCAGCUAAUAAACGAAAUAUUUAAUAAAAUCUCAAUUAUAAAUUUAUAAAAGAAUCCCGAGUGCACGUAAAGCGCGCCUAUCCAAAACAAUCAGAGCGAAAUAAAUCUAGAAAAUAAUCGAAUC